AUGUCAAGAAUAUUUCUAGAUUUUUUGUUUUUGUUUUUGCUGUUGUUGCAGAUUUCGCUGAAUGGCUACAUUGGCUUCAGUGAUCAUCUGCGGACAAUCCAUGGGUACCCACUUCACUUCCCGACGGAAACGUGGCCGGAAGACAAUGACCCAGCUUUCAUUGGACCUUUUUUCUCCGAAUGCCGCAUCGGGAAACUUAGAGGAGACGAGCGAGAUUUGCGGAAACCCGGAAUUUAUUACAGAGUUGAGAGAGAUUUGCGAACAAGAAAAGAUAGAUUCGGAUUCGAGCUGCACGAAAGACUGCUUUGGGACAUCCGCGAAGGAAUGAUCGGGGCUGAGAUUUUUGACCCGAAACACGCCUUCAUUGUGACCUGGAAGAAUGUCACUUUCAACGGAGGUCAGCAGCCCAGGGCUCAAUACGUGACGAACACAUUUCAAGCAGUUAUCGCCACGGACGAGGUCAUGACCUAUGCCAUAAUGAAUUAUGAACAUCUCGGCUGGACGACCCAUACUGGAGCUGGUGGGUCAACUGACGACGGUCAAGGAGGCACUCCUGCUUUCGUCGGUUUCAACGCUGGCAAUGGAACUCGAGCCUACGAGUACUUGCCGUACUCGCAGAGAAUGCAAAUUCGAGAUUUGCCGAGUUACGGAGGUGCCAACGGGAAAUUGGGCAGACACAUUUUCCGCAUUGAUGAGCACAUUUUUCCUGGAUCUUGCAACCCUGAUCCACAGCGGACGAACCUGCCAUUGUUCUUCGCGCCCGAAUCCGGCAACAUGCUCGGCGGCACUGUCGUCAACGUGACAGGCCCUUGCUUCACGCCCAAGCAAAGAGUGACGUGUCGAUUCGAGGAUUGGGAAGUGGAGGGAAUCGUCAGAGAUGCCAAUAGAGCCACUUGCAUCACACCACCAGGGAUGAAGACUUCCGGAUACAUCGACUUCCUCAUUUCUCAGGAUGGAGGACCGUUUUACUGGAAGGGAAAAUUCUUCAUUGAAACGCCGAUGACAGCCCCUGAAGGAGUUUGGUUUGAUGACAUGAACUACCAGCUAAAAGAGCCCGAGAGGCUCAAUCUCAAGUGGGACUGGAAAAAUUUGACUUACAGUCAAGGAGCCCAAGAAAGUUUGCCAAACAGAGGUGAACUGGAGAUUCUCCCGGCUGAUUUCCUGAAUCGACGCAAUUUGCCCCAAUUGCUGGACAUCACUGUUGGCUUGUUGCAAGUCAAUCUGACAAAUCCCGUGGCAACAAUGGAACUUGACCAGACUCCGGUUCUCUGGAGCAGGCCCAUCCCUCUGGCCUGGUAUUUCGGGCCGCAGUGGAAACGCAAGCACGGCAAGAACUGGGCAGAGAGCAUGUGCCAGGAUUGGAUAAACUUCGACAGGGAAAUGAAGCUGUUUGCCUACGAGGUGCCCAAGUGCCCGUGUCUCAUCAGACAGGCCAUCGCAUCCAAGGCCUUCUACGUGCCUGACUUUUCUUGCGACAAGGACGGAAACACGCAGUGCUACUUCCACCAAGGAGCCCAACAUUGCAUCAGAACAGGGAUGGCCAACAAAGACGCAGCUGGACAACAAUGUUGCUACGAUCGAGACGGGUACUUGAUGAUGACGACGGACAACAAAUGGGGUGGGAACCCUCAACGGGCUCACAACCAAGGAAUGAUGCCCUACAUAGAAGCGAACAAGGUUCCGAGUCUGUCCCACUGGGCACUCGACGUGUCGCCCUUCUACAUGUGUUGCAUGUGGCAAGAUGAGCAGAGUGACGGGUGUGAGACUUACAGGUUCGAGAGAAGGCAUUCCCAGGACUGUGUCGGGUUCCAACCCCCUGGAGCAGCAAAGAGAGAGUAUCGCGCCAUGCAGGCCAGCAUGACGGCUGGCAUCGUGCUGGCUGUGCUCAUCCCCAUCGUAGUGCUCGCAGUGUGUCUCGUCGUGCGCUAUCGGAGGAGUGGACAACGCCACGGCGAAUACACGCCGAAUUACGCAGUCGAGGUGCCAGCGUACGGGAAACCACUGACGAUGGCUCCUGCGCCAUCAGCAGCAGCAGCAGUGAAGGUGGCACCAGCACCGCCGCUGCUGCAAACUGACAACGGGUGA
This is a messenger RNA of Notodromas monacha, 2085 nucleotides long. The record is from the annotation of a GenBank genome assembly. NCBI's taxonomy places the organism in Eukaryota, Metazoa, Arthropoda, Ostracoda, Podocopida, Cyprididae.